Molecule: messenger RNA, 2493 nt
Organism: Babesia ovata
Lineage: Eukaryota; Apicomplexa; Aconoidasida; Piroplasmida; Babesiidae
Product: QF122 antigen
Exons: 1
Coding region: 1-2493 (830 amino acids)
Biological process (GO): regulation of gene expression
Cellular component (GO): nucleus; cytoplasm
Molecular function (GO): mRNA binding
Source: RefSeq, a predicted model, not a curated record
AUGUUUUCUGAUUCGAGAAGACAGUCUACAUCGUCAGUGUCGACUGACUUGGUCGACGAAGAGGGUUUCGAGCGCGUUCUGUCACCUGCAGAGCGAAGGUUGCUGCGUAAAAAUGCAUCGGCUGCUGCUGCUGCGCGUGAUGGUAAUGCUGGCGUUAUGAAUUUUGGAUCGCUGUUGAAUAAGUUCCAAAGUCGUAUGAAGAAGCAUGGCAUUGAUUUUUCGUCCUUGCCCUUAACGCCCGAUUCGGCUGCUAAAUGUGAGUCGAAGGAGGAGGAGCUGCGAGACUUCAUUCGUGAACUUGACAAUGCGUUCAAAUCGGCGCCUUUGGGCGUGGCGAAACCUAUCCAGUUCAAGACAUUGGAGGAGAUCGACAAGCGUAUUCGCGAUGUGACGGAGCAGUUUAGGCGCCUGAAGACUACUCGUGGGAAGCCAUCUGGUAUCAGCGCCGAGGAGCUUGACACUGCCACCCAGGAGAACGAGGUCUACAUGGCCCAUCUGCGUGAACAACGCACCAUUAUGGAGGGCUUCCAGAACAUGAAGGCUUUCCAAGCCACGUUAUCUCAAUACAAGAAGGCACUUUUGGAUGUGCUCUCUUUCCGUGCCGAAGCCGAACGACGCGCCGCAUCUAACGCUCUGAAUGGCCCAAAUUCUGCAGCCACUAGGGCUGCCCGUCAACAAGAGUACAUUUGCGGUAUUCUGCGUAGCAUGAAAGAAGAGAAGGGUGCGACCCUCGAUGUGUCGGCGAUUACUAAAUCUGAGGUGAUGAUAAUGGCCACUGCGAACCGCUUUCAACCGCCUCAUAACUACCUGCGCCGCAUUAAGGAAAAAUUCUGUGUCCACAUCGACCCCAUCGAUUCGUCAAGUUCAGAGCUGUCUGCACUUCAUUUGACCGUUCAUGGCGAGGAGAGCGACGUUGAGAACUGCGCAAAGUUUUUAAAAUCGUUGGAAUUCCAUUCUUCGAAGAGGGUGGUGGUCGAAUCCGAUCGUCUGAAAAAGGCCUUCGGCGGCAUAUCGGGCCUCUCACAGCUUGAGGAAUCAUUCGGAGUGCUCGUCUUUUACUACCAGGGUAUUCUCGACAUGAUUGGCAGCAAAGAUGGUCUGAAUUUGGCGUCCAAUUAUGUGGAAGAAAAAAUUGCCAACAUCGACAAUAAAGAGAACAGCAGCAAAUCGGCCGCUAAGGUUGUUAGCAGCGUGCCUACCACGCUUGCGGAACACAAUGCCCGUAAGGUCGAAAUGCAAUACGACUUUUUGAUCUGCAAAGCGCUGUCCACGCGUUUUAGGCCCACAGUUCGCACCGUGGAAGCUGACUUGGGAGUUACGGUGUCGUUCGAUGUAUCACCUAAGGAGGCAAAGGGCACUAUCUACGUGAACGCUGACAGCGCUUACCGCCUGACGGCGGUUGCGCCCGAGGAGCGCAUUAAGCAGGCAACUGCAAAGUUGCGCGACUUCAUCGCCACCCUUGGCAGUCGGGAGGUUCCGAACAGCUCUGAUGAGGACAUUAUAUCGUUCCUUUUCUCCGAGGAAACCCUCCGCAGCCGCUUUGUAUCCCAGGACUUCUGCCUUUUGCGUUACAACGGCGUUGUUUACGUGGUUGGUGUAAAGGACGCAUUGAAGGACGCCGUCGUCCGCGUUUCAACCGUAGUGCGUUACAGGGAGCACAAACCGAAGGAACUUUUCGUUCCCAUGGAGAAGAGCUUGCUACUCUCGAGCUCUACUUUGUCCGCUGUCGAGGAUUGGACAAGCGUUACAAUAAUGAUGCGCGAUUCGAUCAACGGCUUUGUGCUCAAGAUUUUCGGCAGCCUUGACCAACAAGAAGAAUGUGUAAAGCAGGUGAACGAAAUUUUGAGCACGCAUACUGAGUACGCGUUUGAUCUUUUCCCCGCGCACAUGGCUGUUUUGUCAGACAACAAGUAUCGCAUGGUUCGUGACCUUGAGCAGCAGAGCCAGGUACGCAUAAUCUUGAACAAGGAGAACAACCAGUUGGUGUUCCACGGGCAGAAGGAAAGGGUUGACGAGGCAGUGAAUAUCAUGAAGGCGUUCACUGGCAACUUCGUGUGUGUCGACCAGACCAAAGUCAGCGACAUUACCCUCACCGGCGACUUUUACGCGUGGCUGCGGGUUCCCAGGCGACACGUCGGCGCUAUCAUCGGUAAGGGCGGAUCGACCCUUCGCGAUAUUAUCGAUUCCUCCGGCCUGCGCAAUAUGUUCGUCAAUCGUAGCGACAGCUCUGAUGAGAUAGUGUGCCUCGAGGGCAACAAGGAGUCGGUGCAGCGGGCGUUGGAGGUGUUGGGAAACAUUUUGGAGUUUGACGGCGUGAACCAGAAGGACCAGCCGAUCACGGACUCUUUUGUUGGCAAGUACAGCAGCGCUAACUCCGUACUGCGUAACAACACUACGGUCCUCGACCGUCGCAGCAGCAGCGUGCGUUCCGCGGGUGGUAAACCCAUUGUAUUCGACUGCCGUGACUUCCCUGUUCUCGGCAGCAAGUCAUAA